CAGUCGUCACUCCCAAGUCCCAACUCCCAAGUGUAGCCUGGCUGGCUAGGAACGGUAUAUAUAGGAAUGGCGCCUCGCGUAUCUUAGUCACCAAGCACAGCAAUCAGUUCUAAGUUGUAGCAGCGGGAUCGAUCAAGUCGCAAGAGACGCUAGCUACUUGUCCGUCGUCAUCAACAGCAAGCGAGAAGGGUUAGUCGAUCGCCGACCAUCGUCAGUGCUUUAAUUCUUGUCACGUCAGGGCGGGGAAUAAUGGAGCACGAGCAGGCGUUGCCUCAGGUGUCGUCCGGGGCCUGCACCUGCAGCGACAACUCGAGCUCGAUCACCUCCCUCAACGCGGCGUCGCCGAGCUCCAGCGACGACUCCGGCAGCCCCGGCGGCGGCGGCGGCGGCAAUAGGGGCACGAAGCGGCCGCGCAGGGACCUGAAGCACCCGACGUACCGCGGCGUGCGCAUGCGGGCGUGGGGCAAGUGGGUGUCGGAGAUCCGGGAGCCCCGCAAGAAGUCGCGCAUCUGGCUCGGCACCUUCGACAACCCGGAGAUGGCGGCGCGCGCGCACGACGCCGCCGCGGUCGCCGUCAAGGGCCGCGCCGCGCACCUCAACUUCCCGGAGCUCGCGCACGAGCUGCCCCGCGCCGCGUCCGCGGCGCCCAAGGACGUGCAGGCCGCCGCCGCGCUCGCCGCGGCCACGCUGCAGGCUGCUGCUGCUGCUUCGCCCGUCGUCCUGUCCUUCGACAACUCCGACGCGGCGGUUGCUGGCACGGCGCCCGAUCAGGCGGUCGAGCAAUACGAGCAAGCGGCGGCGCCGGACUUGGCCUUUCUCGACGUGCCGGAUUUUCCUCUGGACUUCGGGUACAUGCUGUCGCCGCUGCCUCCGUCCUACUGUGGCUCGCCGUGGGAUGACAUCGCCGACGAGCUCUGCUUCGAGGAGCCCUUGCUGCUCUGGGAGCAUUGAAGUACGAUCCAAGACCAAGAGUAGUAGCUUGGCCGCCAACUCCGUGCAUGCACGAGAUUCUUUUGUUUUUGUUUUCUUCCUUUUUUCUUCCUUUGGUCAAUUCGUAACUAACAAUGUCGUCAUCACUGCGAUGCAUGCAUGCUAACAAGUGUGCAACGUAGCUGUAGCUAGACUGAAUCAUAUAUAGUUUAAAAUUUUGAUUCCGUUGCAGGUCAAUAAGAUUCAUAUCUGUCAUA
Messenger RNA from Panicum virgatum (switchgrass), 1187 nucleotides. RefSeq names its product ethylene-responsive transcription factor ERF039-like. The coding region runs from base 250 to 951 and encodes 233 amino acids. The record is from RefSeq and is a predicted model, not a curated record. Gene Ontology annotation, biological process: regulation of DNA-templated transcription. NCBI's taxonomy places the organism in Eukaryota, Viridiplantae, Streptophyta, Magnoliopsida, Poales, Poaceae. Gene Ontology annotation, molecular function: DNA-binding transcription factor activity; DNA binding. The transcript has a single exon.